AACCAAACUACCCAGCUCAAUCUCGCUCUCCUUCUAUACAAAAGGCCUCGUCUCCACUGCCAAGAUGCAGAUCACCGCCGUCCUCCUCGCUUUGAUCCCCGCCACUAUGGCCUGGCAAUACGAGCACGGCCCUACCAACGCCCGCAAAGCCCCCUUCGGAUCGACUAACACACCUUGCCGCAAAUCGUUCCACCCAGAGAACACCAUGUUCCACUGGGACCGCGAUCCCAGCGAGGACUGCUGCCUGUACCUGUGGUCGAAUAGCGCAUGCAGCGGGAGUGCGGUCGCUUCCACAUGCAGCGACUGGACGAAGGUGUCUGUCAACAACUUCUACGCCUACAAGGUGCAGAACUGUUGAGAGCAGUGGGCAGAGCGGAUGGCUGCGUCACGGGCUUUCAGUAUCAGAAGAGGAAUUCAGGCGUCACACCUUGCUAGAGUAUAGUGACUGGAGGAUUUCAUAGUUGAC
Molecule: messenger RNA, 466 nt
Organism: Microdochium trichocladiopsis
Lineage: Eukaryota; Fungi; Ascomycota; Sordariomycetes; Xylariales; Microdochiaceae
Exons: 2
Coding region: 65-358 (97 amino acids)
Source: RefSeq, a predicted model, not a curated record